ACUACAUCUUGUGUGUGAUUGUAGCCACUGGACGCCUGUGUAUUGGUCAAAAGCCCUGAGUUCUUCUUGGGCUCCCUCUCCCUUGACCAAAUUCCUGCUUCCUUGGUUCUAAUGCAGCAUGACAACCGCUUUCCUCUGGCUCUCUCAAGCAGGCUUCACAUGUAGAUGAGACUACAAAGCCUCAAGAUCUCAUCAUGUGGCGAGAUCGAACAAAUCUCUACAUCUCCUACCGCCAGUCCUAUGCACACCGUCCCGCGAAGAAAUCCCGCUACGCCGCAGCAUCCAAUGGCUUCGCCGAUCAGUCCUCUGAGGAGACCAGGGGGCUUAUGUCUGCUGGGGCCUACGACAAUGACGGAGAUGCCGUCAUAGAAAUGGACUUACUACCUCCCCGCUGGGUCGAUGUUCAGGAUGAAGUGGGCGACGUUCUCAAAGACAUCACACUCAAAGCCGCCAGACUCGAUAAACUUCACGCCAAACACGUCCUUCCAGGCUUCGACGAUGACUCGGUCAAGCAACAGGAAGAACGAGAGAUUGAGCAAAUCACACAGGAAAUCACGAGAGGAUUCCAGGAAUGUCAGAGAGCAAUCAAGCGCAUCGAAACCAUGGUCAAGGAUGCUCGACAAUCGGGGAAUCUGCAACAGGGGGAUGAGACCAUGGCCAAGAACAUCCAAGUCGCACUUGCCACGAGGGUGCAGGAGGUAAGCGCCACAUUCAGAAAGAAGCAGAGCACAUACUUGAAUAAACUACGAGCUUUGGGGGGAUUUGAGUCGCCAGUCGGUCGCUCGUCUACUCCAAUCCCGCAAAACCCAUACUCCGAUCCGGCUUUGAUGGAAUCAGAUGCCGACAAACGAUUCAGCCAGUCGACUUUACAACAAACAGCACAAAAGCGUCUACAUCGCAACGACGCGGCCAUCGCACAGCGCGAGCAGGAAAUUAAUGACAUUGCCAAAGGCAUCAUUGAAUUGGCCGACAUAUUCCGCGAUCUCCAAGGCAUGGUCAUAGACCAAGGGACAAUGCUUGAUCGAAUAGACUACAACGUUGAAAGGAUGGCAAUUGAUGUCAAAGGCGCCGAGAAGGAACUCAUCGUCGCCACAAAUUACCAGAAGCGAAACACAAAGAGGAAGAUACUGCUGUUAUUAUUACUGCUUGUCAUUGGCAUGUUUGUCUUACUUUUGAUCAAACCCAAGGGCAAAUCACAACCGCCUCCACCACCUCCAACAACACCUGAUCCCGCGCCGCCUUGAACGAAAUUAGGUUGGCCUUCAGCUUCUUUCCAAGCGCCAUUCUUGAUAUGCCGAAGCAGAUUUCUUCGCAUCAAGCCCGGCCACCGACCAGCCCUUCGACCCAAAGCUGUGCGCUACACGCGUCUUUUCUGGCGAGCUGUCGCCAAAGAGAACAACCUCUUCGCCCGGAUGGCGUGUGUUUACGAGCAAAGCCUUGUUUUCGCUUGUACACCUUCGAAUCUGAGGAUGGCGGUCAAUCAGACCACGUCGAAAGCAAUCCCAAAGGGAGGAGAGUUGGUCAUGAACUCCUCUUAACUGCAGGAGAUUCUUGAGCUUAUGGCAAGCUUUCUCCCAUCAAACCCAUAUGCCAUCUCAUUGCGAAGCCCAAGUGUGGCAUACUAGCAUACGCAACAAUGGACGAUGGACAUUAAAAAAUGGAUUGCCGUAGCCGGCGAACUCUUUGUAUUCCAGGUGAAAGAGGUACACCCUCCUUGGUGUACUGGUCGAACAAGGUCAAGAUUCAGGCCUUCUUGACAUUAAAGGUCUAGGUCUGCUCGAUUGAUUAGGAUAGGUCAAGUUAUGGAUCAGAACAGCGGCUACUGGCCCUCGCCAGCGUCAAUCAUCUUGAAUUCUCGAUGUCUGGGAAUUGAACGUCUGGCGUAUCAUUGGAGAAAAUCUCUCUAGGUAUCCAUCCCAUUUCAGUCGCUGCUCACCAUGCAUGCGCAUAGGUCGUAAAACACCGCUGUCAUGAUUAAUGUUAUAAUAUUACUCUCAAUGUAUGGCGAAG
This is a messenger RNA of Exophiala mesophila, 2010 nucleotides long. RefSeq lists its product as uncharacterized. Gene Ontology annotation, cellular component: SNARE complex; endomembrane system; membrane. The coding region runs from base 195 to 1244 and encodes 349 amino acids. The record is from RefSeq and is a predicted model, not a curated record. Gene Ontology annotation, molecular function: SNARE binding; SNAP receptor activity. Lineage: Eukaryota; Fungi; Ascomycota; Eurotiomycetes; Chaetothyriales; Herpotrichiellaceae. Gene Ontology annotation, biological process: vesicle fusion; vesicle-mediated transport; intracellular protein transport. The transcript has 2 exons.